Molecule: messenger RNA, 977 nt
Organism: Porites evermanni
Lineage: Eukaryota; Metazoa; Cnidaria; Anthozoa; Scleractinia; Poritidae
Source: the annotation of a GenBank genome assembly
AUGCAAGUUAUCAGGCGAUCCUUGCAAGAGUCUGCAAUUUCGUCAGACAUUGUCGACAUCAUCAUGCAUUCAUGGAGAGACAGCACUCAGAAACAAUAUAAAGUGUAUAUUAACAAGUGGUUGCAAUUUUGCAAUGAAAGGAAGAUUGAUCCGUUGCAUCCCACUGUAACAGCUGUACUCUCUUUUCUGCACAGUCUUUUCAAGAGUGGCUUGAGCUAUUCUGCGUUGAAUACAGCUCGGUCUGCAGUCUCUAACAUUGGUAUGAGUGAUAAUGAUGCUUCAUCUCACACACCUAUAGGGAAGCAUUCCUUGUUUGCCGUUACCUUAGAGGGGUGUUCAACAAGCUCAAGCCUGUGCCGAAGUAUAACAAUAUCUGGUCCGUGGAUACUGUCCUUGAUUACUUGAGUUUAUAUUGGCCCCUGCACGAGAUCAAUUUGAAGGAACUCACCCUGAAAUUAGUCAUGUUGAUUGCCUUAACUACGGGGCAGAGGUGUCAGACUUUGACCUUUUUGGACACAUCAGAGCAAUAUAUGCAGAAGAAUGAUACAUGUUUUAAUUUUGCCUUAACUGAACACAUUAAGCAGGACAAACCUGGCAAAGUGUUUGGCAAUGUACGCCUUUACAAGUAUCCAGUAAGGGAACUGUGUGUUUAUGAAACAUUAGAUUAUUACCUACAGGCUACUGAAAAGCUCAGGAAUUCUUCAAAAUUGCUUGUUUCGUACAUUAAGCCCUAUAAGGCAGUAACCUCGUCUACUAUUGGACGCUGGAUCAAAACUUUGUUGGGACAAGCAGGGGUUGAUACAGAAAUAUUUUCUGGUCAUAGCACUAGGUGUGCUUCAACGAGUAAAGCUCUUAUGUCAGUUUCCACUGAUGUGAUUCUAGCUACAGCUGGUUGGACUGAGGAGUCCACUUUUCGGAAGUUUUACCACAAGCCAGUUGCUGUAACAAACCAGAUGAGUUUGGCAGUUCUUACUUAG